CGGCGGGUGCCUAGUCUCGAUGAUUUCGUGGGCCAAAGCUGGAGCGCUUGGGCUGAGAGAGCCGGUGUGACUACGUCGGAAGAUCAUUGCGGAUCAAACGAAGAAGAGGUGAUGGAGGAACCACCUUGACUAUUGAGAUGCGCCCAAAGCCCAGUAGCCAUGCAUUUGUAUCCUGUAUGCCUUAUCCCCUCUGAUGAAAUUCCCUGACCACUGCGCCUCAGUCACAGAGUCUCUGUUUUCAGGCUCUGAUGGAGAUGACUGCAGCAAGAAUGGGAAGAACGCAGCCGAGGCAAUGUCUCUUAGGAAGGAAGACAUGUCUAUCUUCGGCCACUACCCGGGCCAAGAUGACUUCUACCUGGUGGUGUGUAGCCACUGUGGCCAGGUGGUCAAGCCCCAGGCUUUUGAGAAGCAUUGUGAGAGGAGACAUGGCCCCCUGAGCAAGCUGUACGCACGCCUCCGCCCCCCCCCUCCAGCCCCCCAGCAGCGACCCCGCCACAGCCACUCCCCAUCCUCCACUCACGCAACCUCCUCCUCUUCCUCCUGGGAAGGGAGGGGGCAAGGGUCCGGGGCACCACGAGCAGCCCCCCCAUCCCCAUCCACACCCCCCCAGUUAAGACAUACCAAGCCCCCCAAGGAUGUAGUACGCCACUCCCCGCUAGAUAAGAGCCCCCACAGUGGUCACUCUGAGUCGGCUGUGUUUAAGCAGCCUCCACCCCUGGAGCCUCCCCUGAGCUCCCCACUCCCCUCCCUCAGAGACCCACCCUGGCCCCAUGGAGACACCCCGCCCGGCCGGCCCUCCAACAGUGAGAGGACACACACCCAGAGGAAGGAGGCCACAUCGGCCCCUACCCUCCCUGCCCACCUUCGUGGACCAAGACCCUACAACAAAGUGGCCUCCAGGAGAGAGUGUGAUCUCGACAAGCACUGCGGAGUACUAGACCCCGAGAGGAAGAAAGUCUGCACUCGUCUCCUGACCUGCAAUAUUCACUCCAUCCACCAGCGGCGGAAGGUUCCUGGUCGGAGUAAAAACUUUGACCAACUGGUGGCCGAGCUGAAGACGGGGGCCCGGAUCCGUGAGCGGGGGGGUCAGACCCAGGAGGGGAGUGGCUCGGGUCGGUCCCCCAGCCCCGAGGACCCCCCAGCACCCCCCCACUGCAGGAGACCCCUCACCAACAACCCUGCCUUCAGUCGGUCCAGGGCGUCUUUAGAAAGCGCUCCAGAGGAAGACAAACCUUGUCAGGAGGAGGGUAGCGCCCCAUCACCACUCACCCAAGGGCGCAUCUCCAGCGACGAGAGCGAGGGAGAGGGGCCUGAGGAGUCGUACGAAUACCCUUCCUCCUCCUCCUGGCACCCCAAACCAGCCGCGGUGUGCUCAUUUGGCAGUCAUGAGAUGGGUCGUGGUGUGUACACCUUUGACCGACGGCUCCACCAUCUGCGGUCGGCACUCAACGCCAUGGUGGAGCAGCACAUCAGCGCCCACCUCUGGAAGAAAAUACCUCAAGCUUCAGACCUCCAGUCCCAGAGUCCCUCUACGAAGAACAACCCCUCUUCCUCCUCCUCUUCCUCCCUGCAUUCUAAAGUCAGGACAGGAAGCCACAGCACCCCCUCCCUCAGGCCCCCCUCUUCUUCCUCCCACGGACCAGGAAGGGAGACACGCCUACAAAUCCCCUCCCACUCCACAGCCAUUAACCAAUCAGAGAACUCCAGUGCUAGUGGCAGCCAAAUUGUAGCCCCGGCGACCCCUCCUGUCCGUCAGACAGGCCCAGGGCGGCCACCAGGGCCCGGAAGGCCCAAGAACCCGGUAGGGCGACCCAGCAAGCAGCAGCUGAGACUCAGAGAGGAGGCUGCUGCUGCCGCAGCCCUCCGUAAGCGCAAAGCCCCGUCACAGGAGGGUGAGCACUGCGGCCCAGACAGGAACUCUAUCAUCCUCCAGGACCGGGGACGGCCCCCCUCCACUUCCUCUAAGACCACCCCGCCCACUCCUCACAGCCAGACCAAUGGUACUCUCUCCCCCAGCAGCAAACCCCGCCCCCAGCCAUCCCCCUCGGAGCCCCAUUCGCCAGCGGCAGCCUGGGCGUUUAAACGGACACAUCCAACCUCUGGACACUCUUCCUCCCCACCCGACCCUCACAGCCGAGGUGGGGACUCAGGACUACACGGGAGGGGGGCGGCGGGGUACGAGCACAGGGGGCUGGGGAAGAAACGCAAGGGGGGCAGCAGUGAACCCUCGCCCCCCUCUAAACCGCACCGCCUUCCCUCCUCCCCUCGCUCCAAUUUCUACCCCUGGAAGGACAGUAAGGGGGGGGCGCUGCCUGGUGGGUUGGAGAAGAAAAUGGGCACACAGAAGCCAAAACUGCACCAUUAAAAGUGCUUGCCUUACAAGCCACUAUGAGGGAGACAGCCCUGUCUGCGUAGUCAGACAUCACAGGACUCGAGAUGUGUGUGUGUGUGUGUGUGUGUGUGACUGGCUAUUCAACCCAAUGUCGAUGUGUGCAGGUGCAUAUGUCUAUUGAAGCCUGUAUGGGAAUGAGUGUACAGGUGUAUGUGGGAGAGAGUGCUUAAAGACCAAUACAGUAUGAGCUAUGUGUUGUUCAGUUCCUGAGUCGGAUGUGGAGGUGUGUGUAUGUUUGUGAGUUUGCAGAUGUUGGUGAGUGUGUGCAGGACAAAGGGGACACGUGAAUUUCUGUGUGUGAAUUUAUAAAUACCUCAAGACCUUCUGGUUAUGCUGCUAAAUUAAUAUGUUGAUUUAUAAAAAUUGUUUAAAAAUAU
Messenger RNA from Salvelinus namaycush (lake trout), 2769 nucleotides. It is a transcript of the gene atxn7l2a, whose product is annotated as ataxin 7-like 2a. The record is from RefSeq and is a predicted model, not a curated record. The transcript has 10 exons. Lineage: Eukaryota; Metazoa; Chordata; Actinopteri; Salmoniformes; Salmonidae. The coding region runs from base 194 to 2365 and encodes 723 amino acids.